Molecule: messenger RNA, 1011 nt
Organism: Protobothrops mucrosquamatus (brown spotted pit viper)
Lineage: Eukaryota; Metazoa; Chordata; Lepidosauria; Squamata; Viperidae
Gene: B3GALT1
Product: beta-1,3-galactosyltransferase 1
Exons: 1
Coding region: 19-1011 (330 amino acids)
Cellular component (GO): membrane
Molecular function (GO): N-acetyl-beta-D-glucosaminide beta-(1,3)-galactosyltransferase activity
Source: RefSeq, a predicted model, not a curated record
AGAAGAACUUCAGGAACAAUGCCUUCAAAAGUCUCGUGUUUAUAUGUCUUGACAGUUGUAUGUUGGGCAAGUGCUUUGUGGUACUUAAGCAUAACACGUCCCACUUCCUCCUACACUUCAUCUUACAGUGUUCACAAAACGUACGACAGCAUCGCAAUGGCUCGAAAAAAUGUUUCCUUUGGGAACAUAAGGACUCGACCAAUAAACCCUCAUUCAUUUGAUUUUCUCAUAAAUGAACCAGAGAAGUGUGAGAAGAAUGUUCCCUUUUUGGUUAUUCUGAUCAGCACAACACACAAAGAGUUUGAUGCUCGACAAGCCAUCCGGGAGACCUGGGGAGAUGAGAACAACUUCAAAGGCAUUAAGAUUUCCACUCUUUUUCUUCUGGGGAAAAACACAGACUCUGUAUUAAACCAGAUGGUUGAGCAAGAAAGUCAAAUUUUUCAUGACAUCAUUGUGGAAGAUUUCAUUGACUCAUAUCAUAACCUGACCCUGAAAACAUUAAUGGGAAUGAAGUGGGUGGCUACAUUUUGUUCAAAAGCCAAGUAUAUCAUGAAAACAGACAGCGACAUUUUUGUAAAUAUGGACAACCUUAUUUACAAGUUGCUAAAACCGAACACCAAACCAAGACGAAGGUACUUUACUGGCUAUGUCAUCAAUGGAGGCCCCAUCAGGGAUGUCCGGAGCAAAUGGUACAUGCCUAGGGACUUGUAUCCUGACAGCAACUAUCCGCCAUUUUGCUCAGGCACAGGCUAUAUUUUUUCUGCUGAUGUAGCAGAGAUGAUUUACAAAACUUCCCUCCAUACUAGACUCCUUCAUCUUGAGGACGUCUAUGUGGGACUCUGUCUGCGGAAGCUUGGCAUCCAUCCUUUCCAAAACAGUGGCUUCAAUCACUGGAAGAUGGCCUACAGCCUGUGCAGAUAUCGGCGUGUUAUUACGGUACAUCAGAUAUCCCCUGAGGAAAUGCACAGGAUUUGGAAUGAUAUGUCCAGCAAGAAGCAUCUCAGAUGUUAA